AUGUCCGCCGACGAGGCCUCGCGCGAGCUGUCGCGACUAUGGCGCGUCAUGCGCACCGUCAAGCAGAUGUGCGUUGACAGAGGCUACGAGUUGACCGAAGAAGAGUGCAACAUCAGCCUCGAAGACUUCCGCCUGCAAUACGCCGACUCCAACGGCGCCCCCGAACGGAAGAAGAUGUCCUUCACCGCCCGCCCCUCCGCCACCAUGCUGCAAAAGUACACCCCUCUCCCACGACCCAACAAGCCCGAGCAGGAACCUGAGAUCGGCACCAUCCACGUCGAGUUUUCUACCGAGCCUAAUAUCGGUGUCAAGCAUCUCAAGCAGUUUGCGCAUCUGCUCAGCGACAGCAACUUCUACACUGGUAUCUACAUCUGCCAGCAGGCGCCUACCUCUGCCGCGAACAAGGUCAUUCCUACCCUUCUGCCGACUGUGCUGGAGUUGUUCAAAGAGGAGGAUCUGCUGGUCAAUAUCAGCCGGCAUGAGCUGGUGCCCAAGCAUAUCUUACUCAGCCAGGAAGAGAAGCGUGGUCUGCUGGAGAGGUAUCGGUUGAAGGAGACACAGCUGCCACGAAUCCGAGUCGAUGAUCCCAUGGCGAAAUACCUGGGACUGCGGAGGAGUCAAGUCGUCAAGAUUAUCAGGAAGUCAGAGACGGCUGGGCGAUAUGCCAGUUACAGAUGGGCGAUAUGA
Molecule: messenger RNA, 687 nt
Organism: Zasmidium cellare ATCC 36951
Lineage: Eukaryota; Fungi; Ascomycota; Dothideomycetes; Mycosphaerellales; Mycosphaerellaceae
Exons: 2
Coding region: 1-687 (228 amino acids)
Biological process (GO): DNA-templated transcription
Cellular component (GO): RNA polymerase III complex; RNA polymerase I complex; RNA polymerase II, core complex
Molecular function (GO): DNA binding; DNA-directed RNA polymerase activity
Source: RefSeq, a predicted model, not a curated record